GACAAAUGAUGGCUAAUGCACAAAAAGAAAUAGAAGAACGAAAAAGAGCUUUAAAGGCGAUAAAGCAGGAAGAUGUUUCUGCAAAGCCCUUUAAAGGGCGUGAUACACUACCAACAGUAGGAAGCAUGUAUAAUCAAGGCCUAUUGAGUAAAACAGAUUCAGACAAAGCACGAAAAAUAGCUGCAUUACAAGCACAGAUCAGAAAUAAAUUAAACUCAGGAUUACUUGGCAAUGUUAAUGUACCAGACAAACCAACUCCCUUAAUUUUGGAUGAAUCUGGCAGAACAGUAGAUAUAACAGGCAAAGAAGUACAACUCACUCAAGUAGUACCUACAUUAAAAGCUAAUAUACGUGCAAAAAAAAGAGAAGAAUUCAAAGCUCAACUACAAGAAUCAAAAGGUCCAGAAGAAAUACAAGAUACUCAUUUUUUCGAUAACAGAAUAGGUGUAAAACCAGCUAUGCGUGGUAAACGUGCAUUAAAAUUUCACGAACCAGGAAAAUUCCAACAAUUAGCAGAAAGAAUGCGCAUGAAGACACAGUUAGAGAAAUUGCAAAAUGAAAUUAGUCAAAUUGCUAGAAAAACUGGAAUUAGUUCAGCGACUAAAUUAGCUCUUAUCGCACCCAAAACUGAAGCUCUUAGUGAAGAUGUGCCUAAUAUAGAAUGGUGGGAUUCUGUUAUAUUAACUGGUGGAUAUCCUAAUGAAAAUGAGUUAACGACAAUCAAAAAUUUGACUAUCACUAAUUUAGUAGAACAUCCAACACAAAUGCGGCCUCCAACGGAUCCUUUGAAACCAAUCUAUAUGCCUGUAUUUCUCACAAAAAAAGAACGUAAGAAAUUAAGAAGACAAAAUAGACGAGAAACUUGGAAGGAAGAGCAAGAAAAAAUUCGAUUAGGUCUAGAAGCACCACCUGAGCCAAAAUUACGGAUAUCGAAUCUCAUGCGAGUUUUAGGGACUGAAGCUGUACAAGAUCCUACUAAAAUUGAAGCUCAUGUUCGACAACAAAUGGCUAAAAGAUUGAAAGCUCAUGAGGAUGCAAAUGCAGCCCGGAGACUUACUGCUGAUCAACGUCGCGAAAAAAAGGCGAGGAAGCUUAAAGAAGAUACAAGUCUUGGCGUAUAUGUUUCUGUUUAUAGAAUACGUGAUCUUGUCAAUAAUGCUUCAAAAAAAUUCAAAGUGGAGACUAAUGCGAAACAACUUUAUCUUACUGGUUGCGUAAUGCUGUUCCGAGAUUGUAAUGUUGUUGUUGUGGAAGGUGGAGCAAAACAACAAGCUAAGUACAAACGGCUGAUGAUGCAUCGCAUCAAAUGGGAAGAAGAUAUAGUGAAGGAUAAUGAUGGGAAUGAUGUACCAAAUAGAUGUGUACUGGUAUGGGAAGGGACAAGUAAACAGCGCCAUUUCGGAGAAAUUAAGUUUAAAGUGUGCCCUAUUGAAAAAAUGGCUCGAGAACAUUUUAAGAAACAUCAAGUGGAGCAUUAUUGGGAUUUAGCCUACAGUGGCGCAGUUCUUGAUAAUACAGAUGAAGUACGCCCUUAAAAUAUAAUCUUGUAAAUUAAUUUAACAUAUAAUUUAGCUAAUGCAACAAAUGAUAAAUAACUUCUAUAUUAAGUACAACUUAAUAAGAUUAUUGAAAUGAGAAAUAAAAGAUGUAUAACCAUACUAA
Molecule: messenger RNA, 1662 nt
Organism: Trachymyrmex septentrionalis
Lineage: Eukaryota; Metazoa; Arthropoda; Insecta; Hymenoptera; Formicidae
Gene: Prp3
Product: U4/U6 small nuclear ribonucleoprotein Prp3
Exons: 3
Coding region: 6-1535 (509 amino acids)
Biological process (GO): mRNA splicing, via spliceosome
Cellular component (GO): U4/U6 x U5 tri-snRNP complex
Source: RefSeq, a predicted model, not a curated record